AUGCCGAACGAAACUCGCGCAAUCGUCUCGGCCGUUUCUCCAAACUGGCAAGUUGGCGCGAUCAACGAGAAGACAUUGGCGCUGAUGGUUCCACACGACCAGCCGGUGCUCGGAAUUUCCAAGAAGAACUUUGUGGACCUUUUGGAAUUUGCUGAGGAUAAACUCGAAAUGGAGCGUGUUCUGGCGAUCUUCGAAAAAUCCCGCAUCAACCCCACCGAAGGAUUCCCCAGAACUCUUCGUUAUGUUGGAUUCCGUCCAUACGCAAUCGACGAACACCCCGCUUCAUUCCCAGCAGACAAAUAUUUCAUCAUGAGCUACAAAGUUUAA
Caenorhabditis remanei is the source of this 327-nucleotide messenger RNA. RefSeq lists its product as uncharacterized. The transcript is spliced from 2 exons. Gene Ontology annotation, biological process: positive regulation of protein catabolic process. Gene Ontology annotation, molecular function: ornithine decarboxylase inhibitor activity. Gene Ontology annotation, cellular component: nucleus; cytoplasm. Bases 1 to 327 code for a protein of 108 amino acids. The record is from RefSeq and is a predicted model, not a curated record. NCBI's taxonomy places the organism in Eukaryota, Metazoa, Nematoda, Chromadorea, Rhabditida, Rhabditidae.